AUGUAUACCAAAAACAAACGCCGCCAUAUGUGUACUCCUGUGUACUUUCAGAGUAGGGCAAUUCUUGCACCCACGCUUGAGAGUGUCGAGAAGGUAAACGAUUUUGUCUUGACAAUCUUUCCAGGGAUGGAAAAGGAGUAUUUGAGCUCUGACACAACAUGUCAAGCUGAUGAGAAUGAAGAUGUACAACAAGAGUGGUUCACACCAGAGUUCCUAAAUGACAUCAAAUGUUCGGGACUACCCAAUUACAAGUUGACUUUGAAGCCAGGAGUCGCUGUAAUGCUACUGCGAAACAUAGACCAGACUUCAGGUUUAUGCAACGGGACAAGAUUAAUAGUUAACGAACUUGGCAGCAAUGUAAUUGGAGCGACAGUAGUGACCGGUAGAAAUAUUGGAGAUAAAGUGUACAUUCCAAGAAUGAACUUGAUCCCUUCAGAUUCAGGAUUGCCAUUUAAGUUCCAACGGAGACAAUUUCUAUUGACAGUAUGCUUUGCAAUGACCAUUAACAAGAGUCAAGGUCAAUCAUUAUCACAUGUAGGGCUUUAUUUGUCAAAAUCAGUGUUUACCCAUGGACAACUUUAUGUUGCUUUGUCAAGAGUUAAGAGUCGCAGUGGCCUCAGGGUUUUAAUUCUAGAUGAAGACGGCAAUCCAAAGUCAUCAACAACAAAUGUCGUGUUCAAAGAGGUUUUUAAUAAUAUUUAG
This is a messenger RNA of Arachis stenosperma, 702 nucleotides long. RefSeq lists its product as uncharacterized. Lineage: Eukaryota; Viridiplantae; Streptophyta; Magnoliopsida; Fabales; Fabaceae. The record is from RefSeq and is a predicted model, not a curated record. The transcript has a single exon. Bases 1 to 702 code for a protein of 233 amino acids.